Messenger RNA from Gopherus flavomarginatus (Mexican gopher tortoise), 1322 nucleotides. RefSeq names its product proteasome assembly chaperone 3 (gene PSMG3). The transcript has 3 exons. The record is from RefSeq and is a predicted model, not a curated record. Lineage: Eukaryota; Metazoa; Chordata; Testudines; Testudinidae. Bases 415 to 933 code for a protein of 172 amino acids. Gene Ontology annotation, biological process: proteasome assembly.
CAGCCCAAGUCUUCCCCCGGGAUUUCGGUCAAAGUAAAACGGGUGGAAAAUGGGAAUCGGUGGCCUGGGAACGCCAGGCUCCAAAGAAGGGCUGCCCUUAAGCACGAGACGGGUGGUUCUGCUGGCCCCGUUUUAUCUCAAUCCUCAAUAUUUGGGAAGUUUGGCAAAAUGGUUCCGGAUUUGAUUCAUCUUGAGAGCAGGGGUGUAGACACUUAGCCCACUCACUUAGCAUUCAGGGCCCCCCCCAGCUCUGCUCUGGCCCCAGUGCUUGCUCCACUCUGACCACCUGUCCUGCGCUCCUGUCAGGGUUAGGGUGCUGGUCUUGCUCCACUCUGCCUGCCUGGCACGCCUGCCGGGGCUGGGUAGAACGGGGAAAGCCCUGGUGUUCCCACCCAUCCCUGGCAGGCGUGUCGGAUGGGCAGAGUGGGUAGGGGCACAGGAGUGCCCAUUUUUCUGGGGGUCUGGGUUGGCCCGGUGGCUGAUCCACCAGUGGGAGGAGAGCAAGCAAGCGGGUGUCCGGCAGCGGUAGAGAAGAUCUUCAAAAAAGCAAUUAAGACCUCUGCCAUGGCAGCAAAACCCAUUGUGACUUCGAAGCAGAGAGAGGAGGUGGUGAGGGGUGUCCCAACAGAAGUGGUGUGCACGGCCUUCUCCAACUCCAUUCUUGUGGUGGUGACGCAGUAUGGGAAGAUGGGAACUCUCGUCUCUGUGGACCCCAGCACAAUAACCAGUGACAUCAGCAAACCUUCACUCACCACAAAAGUGCUGCUGGGCACAGAUGAGCCCCUCAUCCAUGUUUGUGCUAAAAACCUGGUGACAUUUGUGUCUCAGGAAGCUGGGAACAAACCUGUUCUCCUGGCUAUAGCAUUGAAGGACAAGAGCAUGGAAGGAAUAAAAGCUCUGCAGGAGUUGAUCCGAAGUUGCCAAGUGUGGUGAAGCUGUGCUGUCUGAAUGCAAGGAAGGGAUCCUGGGUCAGUAACCUACCACUGUUUAUUUAAAAGGACAAAACACGCCUUUAUGCUGGUUUUGGAUCCUGUUGAGGAUUUCAUUAAUUUUCUCUACCGUGUAGAACUUUGGGCGAUUUUGCUGUUGUUGCUGGGUUUGGAGCCCAUGCAGUUAAGCAGUGAAGUUAGAACUUUUUUCUCAGUGCAAAAUGAAAUUUCAUUUCCAUCAUAUUGGGUGGAGGUUGUAUAUUUGGAAAACUGCACGUGGCUUUGCAGCAGCGUCCAGAGAAGUAAAUGGCUUCAAGCAAUGUAAUAAUGAAAUGCUGUGCUUCAAAGUGUAAAAUGUGAUGUAGAAUGAAUAAAAAUACACAUUGGCAAAUG